CUACAGUACAAUCUUCCCAUGCCAGAGGAACACCAAAUCAAGAGGUUGAGAUAGAGACGGGCUCUGCGCAACAUCGGAUUUCUGUUGCUGAGAGCUGUCCGAGAUGAGCGGAGAAGAUGAGAACCAUAGCGGGCCAGAUGCCCCAGAGCACGACCACUCCAUUAUCACAACACGAUUGAGGGCAUGUGAGGCUUGCAAGACCAGGAAGGUACGAUGUGAUAAAUUAGAUCCCUGCUCAGCAUGCAAAUCCUCGAACAUACCAUGCUGGACCGCACCAAGAACCUCACAACAGAAACGGCAAAGAGCUGUUGCCUCUGCACGACUGGAUGAUCAAUUGUCCAAGAUCAACGAGCAACUUUCUCAAUUGCAAACAUCAGUGGACAUUUUAACCAAACAAAAGUCGGAACUCUCAUCCAGACACAGAUCAGAAAUUCCUUCUCCUAUAUCUAACAGAGAUUUUGGGCCCAGGAAAGCAAACUUGCCAAGUGUAGCAACUCCGAACUCUGUCUCCGGAAAAGCAAGCUUACCUUCCGAUGAGCCACCGUAUCUUGGCGAGUCUUCUUUCGAAGUCCACUCACAUCAAACUGGGCAGAUAUUAGAUAUUGCACUUCAUAACUCUCCAGCCGCCCGACAGGGGCAAGAUGUAACUUCCAGUUUGCAAUCUCUCAGGGCGCUACACAGCGCCAACAUCCCAAACAGUGAUGUCAGCUUCACAUCUGAUCUGCCUAUGCCACCAGUUCAAGUCGCACUAGCAGCACUGAGAUUGAUCGAUGUUUUGCCCCAUGGCUUUCUGUUAUGCUCGCCAUUCGGAGAUGGCAAGGGCUUUCGCCAGACAUGCCAGAAAUAUUAUUUCCCUAUCGACGGCUACUCUGCAUCGGAUUUCAUCAUCACCAAUGGAGGUCUAAUGGGCAUCAUCGGCCUUGCGACUGCCAGCCAGCUUGAGUCGCAUGGCAUAGACCCAGCAGGUGCUGCAGAAGUUGUUGAAAUGUGCUCGAAUAAUGUAUCGGUCACUAUAGAAAAGCUCAGCAUCUUUCUGGAGCCACGCAUGGCCAAUAUUGAGUGUCUUCUAUAUGGUGUCCAAACCGCGAUGGCGGACUCAGAUCACAACAAAGCAUGGUAUCUCAUAUCGUUCGCAGCUCGACUGUGUAUGGAUAGCGGGCUCAAUCGGUUGAGAGAUAAUGCGGAAGACAUCGGCGAGCUCAACAGGAAAAAGAUUUGCUUCUGGUUUACGUACUGCUUUGACAAAGCAUUGUCGCUUAACUUCGGGCGAUCGCCAAACUUCUCAGAUUAUGACAUAUCAGUGGGCUAUCCUCAACUGGCUGCAGACAUUAGCUGUGAUGCGAUCUUCGUCUGGUUCGAUAUUGCCAAGUUACAGGGCAGCAUUUACGAGAAAUUGUACUCUGCGAAAGCCCAGCAAGACGGACCUGAAAUGAAGGCUACCAACGCAAGACACAUUGCAUCAGAAUUCAAUCGCACUCGCGAAAGAUUGCAGGGGAUUUUCAGUAGGAUGUCCGAAGCCGAAAGAGAACCAUUCUUGGACACUGAAAUCACACUCUUGGCGAAUCUGGCGCUCGUCUACCGCGCAUUGCCCUCGCAGAAACCUGCUCAUCCACUCCGCUUCUCAGACGAGUGCAUCGCAGUGGCAAGAGAAACGUUAGAGCUGCACGAGACACUAUGUACAAGAUUGUUCAGCAGAUCGCAACAUCAGAUCAGAAUGUACAUAGACUGGAAUCUCUCCAUCUGCCCUUUCACUCCCUUUAUAGUGAUUCUUGGCACAGCAAUCCUAGACACGAACGCUGCCGACAUGCACCUCCUCGAGAAAGUUGUCGAGUCCCUAGAACGGGCAUCUGUCCUCGCUCCUGGUGCCAAGAAACUUCUUAGCAUCUGCAAGAUUCUUCUCCGAGGCGGCAAAUCCUGUGUCGAGCAAACGCUCAGCAGUGGCCCUCCGCCGGUACCUCAAACCUAUCAACAGCGGCCUCCAACAGCCUCAUACAUGGGAAACGGGAUGCAGUCAGAUGUAAUGAUGCCUGGUGUUAUGGAUACUGAUUGGUCUACAAUGAUGCCAGAAGAUUGGACAUCGCUACAACUGGAUAAUCCGGAUAACAUGUCGAUGUUAUUUGACAAUUAUUUAGCUGGUAACUCGGGAAUGAUGCCGAUCUUCGAGACGGACACGACGAGGUUCGAUACAAUGUAAGAUAUGGGGUUAGGAGGCAGUGGAUGAUCACCGCUUGAAAUAGUAAUCUAGACGAGCUCUCUCCAGAGCAUGACGACCCGUCAAAGAAGCCAAAAACUCAAAAAGUCUCACUGUGGUCAGAUUGAUCUUCAUACUCCUAGCCUAUACUUGUGCGCUUUUCAGUAGGAGCCAUGAGUUCAGCCGUGUCUUCAUCUCUUCGAGGUGUAGUCUGCUGUUCCCGUGCCGUCGGCUUUCUUGGUCUUCGUGGCGAUUCGAUACAUUCGAUAGUCAAAUGGAGGAUGUUGAUGUAGAGUGGUCGGCGAAAAUAAAGCUCCAGCCUUCUUGGAUCCCAGAUUUUCGGGACGGCCAAGUCGAUCUAGCUGCUUGCGGUGGAGUAGUACUUCCUCAACUCAAAUUAUGGCGUGGUUUGGGCGGCACGCUGAGGUCGCCUGGUGGUCAGACCCUGAAAGUUCACAAUUACCCCGCCCUUGAGAUAGACAGCCUGUACAAACCACUGACCUUCUGGUUCACAGUUUGGGGAAGAUCUUCUUGGCAUUAUUGGCAAGCUGCCAAGCUGCCAAGCACCUUCAAUGAGCCUUCAUUGAACUGGACGAAUGACACAUAUCUCAGCUGCUCAUCAAGUGAUGGCCACCUGAGCGUCUACCUGCUGGAGCAAAGUAUUGCCAACUAGUAUUUAGUGGGUGUUAUCGGCCUCUGGGUGGGAAUUACCCGCGGGCAGAUGUACGGAAGUACGAAAGUACUUGAUGAGCAAGACAAGCGAGCGAAAGUUUAUUUCCUCUCCGAGACUGCGCAAAGUCAUCAGCUAUCGCUCUUUCUUGCGGUGAUAUGAACAGUGAAGAUACGGAUAGAUCUCAAUUCGGGAUUAGGCAGCAUGUGAUUGUGGCGCAAUGCACAGAGCCACAGAGCUGGAACUUGCCUCGAUCCAAGACAUUUGACAACCGAGAUCUCUGGACAUGACUUGCAUGAAACUCAAAUUUCUGAUGUUCUCGGGGAUCAAGUUGUUCCGACCGUUGUGACAGGAUGGCGGCUUGGUCUAGAUUCGGAAUGAAACCUAUUGGUCGGAUAUUUCCACGGAAAGACGCAAGGUCUCACCUUCUGGCAUCCAGAUCGCAGUGUUUGGUGGGCCAUCUUUUGGGAAAUGUUUCCGUUUUUCGAUGCACGCCGAAGAGAAUUACACUGGCAGAAUCUACUAAAGUGAAGGAAAUUUUGAGUUUGAAUCCUAAGUGUUAGACGCAACGAUUUCUGUUCGCAUAGCUGUCGAAAGGCAAAUUCUGUGUAUCAAGUUGCGAAAUGAUUGACAUCCAACACCUACAGUGAAGCGUUCCAAUGAGCUUAGGGCCAAAAAUACAUGAAAGUAAAAGACAUGGACAGAUCUGUGUUGACAAAGACGGACCUAGAUGACAUUGGCACCGUGAAGAAUCUUCACGUACCAAACGCUCAGAUGUACAGCGCUUAGAUGUACGGACAAGAAGAAGCCUCCGUCCCGGCUGUUCUUAGGAGUACAUCGCUGCGGGGUCGUACCCAACCAUCGUCUUGCUAUAUUUCCAACCAUUUUAUUUGUGGCUUGGAUCUCAGGUACCGGAGAAAGCCAGCACGUUGGUACUCCGUAUACCGGCACGAAGAAGGUCCAUGCCCUAUGCCAAGGUUUCUGGAAUAUCAUAGCCCACCUCGUCGAUCUCCCGCUGUCAUCGCAUGUGGUAUAAGGUCCAAGCUUAGCCCUAUGAUCCGGUGUGCCCUAGUUCCGGUCGUUUUUCGCCGAGUAACCAGUGCCUGCUUCGGUCAGACGCACCAAUGAUAUGCUCUAAGAGACAGUAUUCUUCUUGAGAACUGCUCGCAGAGAGUGGUCUAAAGCACGGUAUGUGGGUGCCGAUUUCAGGCCCGGUGUGUGGGCGUCGAUACUAUGCCAUAAUAAGGAAUUCAAUUCGACGAUCAGCAGAUGACCAUGGGUCACCACGUUUUCUCCCUGCUGCCUCGAGCCAAGCUUCAUGAACCAAACAGGUGUCACCAAGAAAGAACAACAGGAGGGAGAUCCAUAGAUGUUUAGCGGAGUUUCAUUGUCUUCUUCAAACUCCAUUGUCAGAAGAAGGGCAAGUGAUGAAUUUUUGAAGCUUUUCAGUGACGUACCUCGGGAGGUUUUUAUUGAUUCGCAAGUAACCCUGAAUAGAGGGUCAAGUCCCGAGACAUUUGUAGAAAAUUUGAGACACGGCUCGCAGGACUCUUCCUCCUGUGCCGGUAGAUCUUCAUGUUGAUCAUCUUCAAC
Molecule: messenger RNA, 4454 nt
Organism: Cadophora gregata
Lineage: Eukaryota; Fungi; Ascomycota; Leotiomycetes; Helotiales; Ploettnerulaceae
Exons: 7
Coding region: 104-2194 (696 amino acids)
Biological process (GO): regulation of DNA-templated transcription; DNA-templated transcription
Molecular function (GO): DNA-binding transcription factor activity, RNA polymerase II-specific; zinc ion binding; DNA binding
Source: RefSeq, a predicted model, not a curated record